AUGGAUUUAUGUAUCUUCUGUUCUAAUCCAAGUUUUAGGCUCAAUUUCACUAGCGACGAGACAACCACUGCAGCUGGUUUCCGAGCAGAAUGGAAAGCUGAAUGCGGCGCAGUGUUCCGUCUUAGCCAUGGAGUGAUCUCAUCUCCAAAUUACCCUGAUCACUACCCCAAUGUAAAUCAACGCUGUGAAUAUAUGAUAGCGCCAGAAGGCGAAUUAGAUGCAGUGAUCGCUCUGAAAUUACUUGAUUUUGAUUUAUCGGACUCAAAAAUGGAUUAUUCACGUUCACCAUGUGCCAGUGACUAUCUGGAAAUACGCGACGUCACUAAUAACAGAGUAGUGAUGGUAUAUUGUGGAGGAGAACCUAUGAGCGAAGAGCCAAUUGCUAUUAAGGUUGAUUUCUUGGAUUUAAUUGAGAUUUAA
This is a messenger RNA of Strongylus vulgaris, 420 nucleotides long. NCBI's taxonomy places the organism in Eukaryota, Metazoa, Nematoda, Chromadorea, Rhabditida, Strongylidae. The record is from the annotation of a GenBank genome assembly.